Thamnophis sirtalis is the source of this 2684-nucleotide messenger RNA. Lineage: Eukaryota; Metazoa; Chordata; Lepidosauria; Squamata; Natricidae. The record is from RefSeq and is a predicted model, not a curated record.
AUGAGGUUGGACUAGCAGAUCUCCAAGGUCCCAUCCAAUUCUGGUUUGUUUGUUUGUUUUUAAAUUCUAGAUAUAACUUCUCCGGUAUGAUCUGUUGCCAACCUGAUUCUUCAAGUAUUUCAAUGGUGAACCAAUUGCUUUGGUAAUUGAUCCUCUUGAUCCUGGUUGUCCUCUAAGACAAUCUUUUAAGAUUCAUAUAACAUUGUUUAUAAUUGAUGUGUGAAUCCUGUGUCCAUAUAAGUUGUCCCAGGUUAGUAUGCCAUCAAUUAUAUCACAUCAUCAAUUAUAUUACACACACACACCCAAAAAAAUCCCAUCAUCCACUCCUCUGAUUUUCCUUGAUCAAAUUCUCCAGUCUCAAAUAGAACUCUCUCUUCAAAUAAAUAAUUAAUUAAAAGAGACUGACACCUCUGAAGCUGCCUAUCUUUUCCAGUUCAUUCCACUUUUAAUCGGUCCUUAUGAGCUUUGCUCCCUUUGGCUGUCCAAGCUGCAAAGUUGGCAAUUAAUUAACCGCACAACUUGCAGUUGUGAAAGUGUAAAAAAUGCCCUGUAUUAGGACUAUUAGCCAAAGCUCAGUAAACACCGUUCCUGCACUUCACUGAGUGCCAUAUCAAAGUUUAUUCUCAGUUUAACCAUUAAUUCCAGAGUCUGUUGGAUUGGAUUGCAGAGGGCUAUUUGGAUAGCCAGAUUAGCCAAAGGACAGGCAGUAACAGAGAAAGCAGCCAUGACUGAUGUUGGAGAAAUUAUCAAAGCUCUUAAUGAUUUCGGCCGAUUCCAGCAUUGGCUGGUACUGAUGAUCACUAUAGUUUCACCCUUCGGUGGUUUUCAUAUGUUCAGCCAAUUAUUCAUGGUCAUUCCAGUGCCUCAUCACUGCAACACUAAUUGGUUGGAUGCCAUCCACUUGAACUUGACCGAAGAGGCGAAGCUGAAUUUAACCAUUCCCCGAAAUCCUGACGGGACCUUAGAGCCAUGCCUCAUGUAUACGCCUAUGGAAACCAACCCAGAGACCAUCCUGCAAUCUGGAUUGAACUCAACAGAGAAGUGCCAAGAUGGAUGGGUUUUUUCUUCCAAGCCAAAACCUUCUCUGAUUACCCAGUUUUCCUUGGUAUGUGACAGAGAGGAUUUAAUUGACAUCUCCCAGUCCAUCUUCAUGUCGGGCCUCCUCGUCGGAGCCGUGGUGUUAGGACCGUUGAGUGACUGGUACGGCCGACGGCCCAUUGCCUUGUUGUCUUUGUUCUUGGAAGGCGCCGCGGGAGUUGCGGUCGCCUUUGCCCCCAGUUUCUACCUCUACUGUGGUCUCCGGUUUCUGCUGGGAGCAGCUCUCUCUGGGAUCAACAUAAGCAGCACAGCUCUGUGCACCGAGUGGGUUGGCAUUGCCUAUCGUCCACACGCCAUCAUCACCACCCAUGUGACUUUCGCUUUGGGACAGAUGAUCCUGGCAGGCUUAGCGUAUGGCCUCCAGGACUGGCGGCAUCUUCAGAUUGCUGGUUCUGCCCCGAUUUUUGUUUUCUUUUUCUACAUAUGUACAAUGAUAAUAAAGGCUAUACUAUUCUCCUUCUCACUUUUAUUCUUCCAAUUUCUCAUCUUUUUAAUAAAGCUAACACCUAAACAAAAACCCAACUCUUCAACGGUUUUGGAUCUCAUUAGAAACCCCCAAUUAGCAAAGAUGACCCUGAUAAGUUCCCUCAUCUGGUUUGUCAAUAGUUUGGCCUACUAUGGAUUAAGCCUGAACGUUGGCAGCUUCGGCCUGAAUAUCUACCUGACUCAGGUCAUCUUCGGGGCCGUUGAAAUCCCCGCCCGGAUCCUUUCCGUCUUCCUGAUGCAGCGUUUCGGAAGGAAGAAGUGCCAAUCACUCUGCCUCCUCCUUGGGGGGACCUUUUCCCUUCUGAUCAUCGCUGUCCCCAAAGAUUUACCUGUGGUAACCACAUUGCUGGCUGUCCUUGGAAAGUUUACAAUGGCAGCAUCGUUUUCAACAUCCUAUGUAUAUUCUGCAGAGCUGUUCCCCACUAUUAUCCGGCAGACUGGACUCGGAGUAUGUCAGAUGACGGCCAGAGUAGCUGGAAUCAUCUCCCCACUGGUGGACCUCCUGGAGAAAUAUAGCACCUCUCUGCCCGUGGGUGUCUUCGGAAGUGCAGCUGUCGUUGGCGGGGUCUUUACUCUCCUUCUUCCCGAAACACUCGGCAAGGAGCUUCCCGAUUGUGUCGAUGACCUGACCCGCAAAUCAAGGAAGGGCAAGAAAACCAAUGACAGCGUGGAAAAUGGAUGUGCAAAACCAAAUAAAGACAGUUGCCUUAGUGAAAGGAUAACAACCACCCAUUUCUAAGUCAAUGACGGAUUGAGUCAGCCUGUCAAGGACGCAGACUGGAGAAAAAUUGGUAGAUUUCUCUGUACUGUGAGCAGAGGAGACAAAUGUUGGUGGGCUUCUUUAGAGAGAACAUUUUAAGCUACAACAUAACACAGUUCAUGUGAUCUGACUUGCUGCAAUCCAGGUCGUAAAGUGAUGGAUAAAGUCAGCCGCUGUUUAAUCAAGAAACCAUGGUUUAUCAUAAUGUAUACUUUAUUUUUUUUUAGUUUUUAUUUUUUUAAAUUUCCAUACAAAGAACCGCACAUACAACCAUUACAUAACCAACACUAUUUUAUAUUAUUCAAUGUUAUGUCAAUUCAUCUUACCAUCAACCCCCCCA